AUGCCUCCGCGGCUGGACCCCGAUCGCGUGAGGGACGCCGCGUCUCGCUUUCCGCCGGACGCUGACGGCGACCCCCCGCCCUACGGCACCGCCGGCUUCCGCGCCCAAGCGCCGAUCCUCCCCCCGGUGCUCCUACGCUGCGGCCUGCUGGCGGCGAUCAAAUCCCUGGCGGCCGGAAAGAUGUGCGGCGUGAUGGUCACGGCGUCGCACAACCCCGAGGAGGACAACGGCGCGAAGCUGAUUGGCCCCGUGGGGGAGAUGAUGAGCCCGGAGUGGGAGGAUUACGCCAACAGGCUCGUUGCGGCGGGAUCCGACGACCAGUUGGCAGCGGAGGCGGCAGCGAUCUGGCGGCAGGAGGGGAUCGACUCGAUCGACGAGGGGCGGGGAGGGCCUGUGGGCGGGGUGGUAGUGGGAUGCGACAACCGGCCCAGCGCGGGGCUGCUGGUGGAGGCUGCGCUGGCUGGCGUGGCGUGCACGGGCGUGCCGGUGGUGCGCGCUGGGCUGCAGACCACGCCGCAGCUGCACUUCCGGGUGCGCGCGCGGAACCUGGGCCAGCCCUGGGGCGAGGCGGACUACUACGACCGGCUGGCGAUGGGACUGGCGAAGGCGAGCAGGGACCUGGUCGGGGAUGCGGUGCCCGGGAGGUGGGCGGCAGUUGGGACGGACGGGCUGCUGCUGGACUGCGCCAACGGCGUGGGCGCGGCCAAGGCGGAGGCGCUGAUCGCGCGGCUGAGGGAGGCGGGGUGUGGCUGGCGGUUUGACGUCAGGAACGUGGGCCCGCGGGGCCUCAACGACCGGGUGGGCGCGGACCACGUGGAGAAGCAGAGGGCGCUGCCGCUGGGAUUCGAGACGGUGGCGAAGGGGGCCAGGUGUUGUAGCAUCGAUGGGGAUGCAGACCGGCUUGUGUACUUUGCGCCAGAUGGCAAACGUGGCUUGACGCUGUUUGAUGGCAACAAGAUAGCGGCUCUGCUUGCACUUUAUAUCAAGGAUGCCCUAAAGGGCAUGCCAGGGAUUGCAGAAACAUUUAAGGUAGGAGUGGUGCAGACUGCGUAUGCCAACGGUGCCUCCACAAAUUACCUCAAGACUGAGUUGGGCCUCCAGCCUGUCAUGACAUCCACAGGAGUGAAGCACCUCCAUCGAGAGGCGGCCAGCUUUGAUGUGGGAGUUUACUUUGAGGCAAAUGGCCAUGGGACUGUCCUCUUCAGCAACGAUUUGAUUGCAAAGCUGAGAAAGAUAGAAUAUGAAGACGAGGCUGCUCGAGAUCUCUUAGCAAUGGCAGAAGUCAUGAAUCAAGCUGUGGGCGAUGCUCUAUCAGGCAUGCUUAUGGUUGAGUGCAUCCUCAGGCGCAAAGUCUGGGGCCUCAAGGAAUGGGAAGACAUGUACACCGACCUCCCCAGUCGGCAACUGAAGGUCAUGGUUGCGGACAGAGCGGUGAUCAAGACUACGGAUGCGGAGACUCGCUGCAUCGCCCCUGACAGCCUCCAACAAGGCAUAGACGCUGCCGUUGCCAGGAGGAAGUCUGGCCGCGCAUUUGCGCGUCCGUCUGGGACAGAGAACGUUGUGCGAAUUUAUGCAGAGGCGGCUUCUCAAGGCGAGGCAGACAGCCUGGCGAAGGAUGUGGCCAGAUUAGUUCACAAGCUGGCAGGGGGCAUCGGUCCAGUACCCUGA
Ostreobium quekettii is the source of this 1668-nucleotide messenger RNA. NCBI's taxonomy places the organism in Eukaryota, Viridiplantae, Chlorophyta, Ulvophyceae, Bryopsidales, Ostreobiaceae. The record is from the annotation of a GenBank genome assembly.